AUGGGUAAAAGAGGUAUAGUCAGUCUCCAACAGAAUAACAAGGUGAGUGCUUUGCAAAGCAAAGAGACUAAUGUCAAGAGACAGAAGCAUGAUGCUUAUGAAAAUGCUAAAGUUUUAACUAGAUCAAUGUAUUUAGAUCUAGAUUUAAGACCUAAUUUGGGGUUUUCGGGCCAAGAUGAUGAUAAUAACAUGGAGCAUGCCUGGGGACGUGCAGUGAAUUCAAGUAAUUUUUUGGUGUUUACAGAUGGAGAGUCGAAUCAGAAGGGCAACAAUAGCAUUAUGAAUCUCGAUGAAAUUCCAGAAAGGACCUCAACACCAGUCAGUUCCAGAAUGAAAGAGAAGAUGCACAUCGACUCUGGCAAUCAGGAUAAUGAGACGCACAUCCAAAUUGCGCUAAGAAGAAUAUCCGAUAUAUUAAAUAAAGAAUUAGAUAUUCAUCCAGUCGAGACCGAGUUAAACAACAAUACAGGAACUCCAUUCCGGUACACGAAUUAUUCUGCUUUUGAUUCUAAAUCUGAUAAUGGAGAUGAUGAUUGUGAUUUCAAAUAUUGUCAACAUACGUCAUUGAAUGGUGGUUUAAAUAGAAAAUGCCAUGGUGAAGUAAGAUUUAUCCCAACAUGCCAAGAACUAGACCCAAUGGAAGAUAUUCUGGAAGAUGAGGACAAUGAAUGUACGUAUUUUUCAAGUGGCUGCGAGGGUACAUAUCAAGGAAGCAAUUAA
Messenger RNA from Tetrapisispora phaffii CBS 4417, 720 nucleotides. RefSeq lists its product as uncharacterized. Bases 1 to 720 code for a protein of 239 amino acids. NCBI's taxonomy places the organism in Eukaryota, Fungi, Ascomycota, Saccharomycetes, Saccharomycetales, Saccharomycetaceae. The record is from RefSeq and is a predicted model, not a curated record. The transcript has a single exon.